This is a messenger RNA of Corythoichthys intestinalis (scribbled pipefish), 7283 nucleotides long. RefSeq lists its product as uncharacterized. Lineage: Eukaryota; Metazoa; Chordata; Actinopteri; Syngnathiformes; Syngnathidae. The record is from RefSeq and is a predicted model, not a curated record. The transcript is spliced from 8 exons. The coding region runs from base 140 to 2425 and encodes 761 amino acids.
GCUCGACUGUGGGUUUUUGGGAGCCGUGGUGAUGGAGGAGGGGGAGGGGCGGGACGCACAUGAUGCAGAGAUGCUGAGGAAAUAAACCGGGACAGAGUCAGACAAUUGUGACGAAGCAUCAGAAGCUGAUCUUCCAAGCAUGGGUUGCUGGCUCUCCGGACCGUGGAUGGGCGACCCUGCGCUGGGUGGUGGGCGCAGCCUGGCGCACCUGAGUCAACGGGACGCGCUACGCAUCCUGGCUGCAAGUCAGCUCCCUGUUACCAUGCAGGUCAAGACUCAAAGGGGCCGUAGCAGCAUUGAGGCGGACCACCGAGGCGCCUGGGAGCCUCUGCCCCUCAACCUACAGCACCUCAACCUGCCACUGACAAGGAUGCCGGCAGGGCUCAAUGCUCCCAGCCCCACUUAUCAGGACAGACAUUAUUUCGGCCACUUGUCUCUGCCGCAAGAUCACUGCGAUGGAGGACACUACGGCUACCUGCCUAACUCCCCAAGGGACACCGUGGAAAUGAGCCACCAGGAUCCGGAAAUGGGCGGCCGGCGAGCCAAGGAGCAGAACUGCCUGAUGGGAUGCUGUAACGUCAAUCUAGAUGAGCCCAAAGGCUUUCACAGCCAGACGGACGAUGAUGACUUCCUGUUGGAGAAGCCAUUGGGCUUCCUGCCCCUCCACCAUGAGCUGGACAGCGGCCUGGGCUGGACCGACGGUUCCCUCCACCAAGGGGACCUCUCCGGCUUAGAGACCGAGGAGGCCGGGCUGGAGGAUUGCCACUCCCACGGCGCCUUGGGCCCUGGUGGCUGCGGGUCCUUCGGACCGGGUGGCGGCGGCUCGCCUUCCUCUGAGUCCUUCAUCUCGUCAGAGCUUAGCGACUCGGGCUUCUAUAGCGUCAGCACCGGCGAGUUCCGCCACUUCCAGAGGAUGCUGGAGAAACGCAUGCGGCUUUACAAUGCCCGACUGCAGCACCAGGGGGAGACGUGCGAGAGGCGGGAGCGCCGCGACAGCUGCCCUAUGAGCCACCGCGAGUUACUGGAGGCCAUCCCUGAGACGCUGACCAUGCAUCCACCAUGUCAGCGCAUGCAAAUGGGGAUGGAGGAGGCCACCGGGGCGGUCUUGGACGUGCCGAACCGUGGACUUUUCAGGGUGUCAUCAGUCCAAUUCCACAAAGCAGACCGGCCCUGUCUAAACCGCCACAGCUCCAGCAGCGGCGCACUUUUCAACCCAUCCCACGCCCACACAUCCGUGCCCCGCAUGAGCGGCCCAGUCCUCUCCACUUGCAGCACGCCCUCCAGCCACAGGAGACCAUUAGCUCCCAUACAGCAACCGCACCAUCAGGGUUCCAGCUCAAUGGGAAUGCUGAGGAGAAGCCGUACCCUGCACCACCGCCCCCCGCAGCAAGAGUACCGUCGGAGGGCCAGCCACCCGGCCUCACCCUCCUAUUGCGCGGCCACCCUGCAUUACUGCGGAGGGGUCCCGCCUCAUGGUGUCCUACCACCAGGGCUGCCAGAAGAGGGCGAAAUGGGGGCGGAUGUGAUGGCCUCCCCGCUCUCAGCACAGCCACACCCAGUCCACAUUCGGGUGCCCAGUGCUCACGAGCUGCAGUACAACAACAACCCCAACACCCACCAAGACUGGUGGCAGCAAAUGAGCUUGAUGCCCGACCCUCUUGAAGCAGAGCAGAGUGAGCAAAUGGAGAGGGAGCAAAUGGAGAAGAGUCUGGAAAGGGAAGUGCAGAUUCAGGAGGAGGUUGACCGAGAAAUGCAAAGGAGCCGGGCGGCAAGGGAGCAGCACCUGCAGGGGCCCGCCCAUCUCAGCCAGCCGGGGGACGUCAACGACACCUGGCCCAAGCCGGCGAGCCGCCAAUCCCAGGGUAAUGGAGGAGGAGCCCGAGGCCUUUACAGUACCUUGGAGGUCCACAUGGGAGCCACGCCAACACCCGCUCCAGAUGCAAAGAACGACCUAUCAGAUCCACAGCCACAACCCAAAGUGAAUCCUUGCCCUAAACCCAGCACAACAACUCGGGUGUCCAGGAACCAGCUCCUGAGGGACCGGGCGUCACAAUUGGCCGACGAGCGCAGCGGGAUGAGCACGGACGAGGAGACCAGCGCGGACAUGCUGCUGGGUCGCUACUGGAGCCGGACGGAGAGGAGGGAACACUUUCUCCUGGCCCGAGAACAGAAGCAACAGCAGGCAAGGGGUGGGGGCGCGUCUGGCCCGCCACGCUCCCCUGCGACAGAGACCCGGGCCGGUGGCGCUUUGACGGACGCCCGGUGCAACACCGUGCUAGAGAUGAGUCAGAGGAAGCUGAGUCGGCUGAGGAACCGGAAGAUGUUGGACGACUGGACCACGGUGGAGGAGCUGCUGACUCACGGCACCAGGCACGACCACCCCAUGCUGUGUCCCAGCCCCCUGCUCACGGUCACUACCGUUUAAACCAGGGGUUCUCAAACUUUUGGGGUCCAGGAACCCCAUACUGAGGAGAAUUCUAUUCAUCCCAUAAGCCUUACACCAAGUCAAGAUAACUACCAUGCCAUAUUUAUGAGUAAUUGUUUUUUUAAAUUGCCGUUUUCCAAAGUGAUACCCCACAAUCAUUUCUUGCAAAUUAUUUUGCUGGCUCCAGUCUCCAUCUUGGGGUUCCAGAAUCCCAGUUUGAGAACCACCCCAUACUUUUCAGUGCACUAGAACACAGUGGGUGUCUUUUCACGGUGCACAUAUGGAACUUGGUACAGAACUUUAAGCAGCACUGUUGUUGACCAAAAUCACUGAAGCAUGCGGCACAAAGCAACCGGCGGUACAAACCUUUUGUCUGCUUUUUCAAGCUAACGGUUAUUGCAUUACCGAUCCUUGUGGUAGGGCCACUAAUUUACUAAAUCGCUUUACUUGUGAUGUCACUUUUUAUCAGGAAAGAACAUCAACACAAUCCAGGUGUCCCUUCUUCAUCCUCUAACUAGCAGUCAGGGUGUUCCUCACCUCACUAUUCUCCACAAAUACAUAAAACUAAAGCCUUUUUUUACACUGCUGAUGCAGUUUCAGAUUUUGCAGCUACUAUAGUUACUGAUUGUGAGAUGCAUAAAAGGCUGAGGCGAAUCUUUGUCAGAUGUUAUGCGGGCAAGGUUAGGCGUUCCCAUAGCAAAUUCUACAACUGAAAUCAUGUUCUGGUGCUGCAAUUUUACAGGACCUUUGUACGUUAAGCUCUUCAACAUCAAGGCAUAGACUUCACUAUUAGUUGACGAGACAGCUCCUAUAGACAUUGCGCCACGGCUUCCAGUAAGGGGCCGGGUCAGGCAGAGCGUUGUAGAAGAUUUCACUGUGAUAAACUCAAACACACGCUGCGUUCUAACGCCGGAUUUAGGUGGAAACAGGACUAAUGUUUUAGUGCAUACAAGCAGGCAGGAGUUUCUCGAGAGUAAUUUGGUCUAGGAUUCAAGGUAAUUAUAUGAAAUAGCACCGUGCGUGCAUUUUCUAAUGUGUAAAAAAUGAAAUGAAUGGAAAAAAUUAGAGUAACUUUAGCUUGAAAUAUUUAGGAAAUUUUGAAAUAUAAGUAAAAUGAAUGAUAACUGCCCGUUUUUUUUUUUUUUUUGCUUUUAACUAGGGUUGUUCCGAUCAUGUUUUUUUGCUCCCGAUCCGAUCCCUAUCGUUUUAGUUUGAGUAUCUGCCGAUCCCGAUAUUUCCUGAUCCGAUUGCUUUUUUUUUUGCUCCCGAUUCAAUUCCAAUCAUUCCCGAUAAUUUUUCCCGAUCAUACAGUAUACAUUUUGGCAAUGCAUUAAGAAAAAAAUGAAUAAAACUCGGACCAAUAUAUACAUUCAACAUACUGUAGAUAAGUACUGUAUUUGUUUAUUAUGACAAUAAAUCCUCAAGAUGGCAUUUACAUUGUUAACAUUCUUUCUGUGAGAGGGAUCCACGGAUAGAAAGACUUGUGACUUUGUAUAAUGUGACUAAAUAUUGCCAUCUAGUGUAUUUGUUGAGCUUUCAGUAAAUGAUAUUGUAGUCAUGCCCAAAUGCAUGAUUGAAAGCGGAACCAUUACUGUGCGUAGUGCUACCAAUUGAUAUAUCUUCUCUGCGUUGGCAAAUAACAUAAGGUGUUAAGAUAAAGAUCAAUUGCUACCUUGCUUCCCCAGAUUGCUUCCCCACAUUGCUUCCCAUGAUAUUUCUAAUCGUAGGGAGAGGAAUUGUAAGGUUUUAGCCAAUUAAAAAAAGGCUCCAAAGGCUGCCAAAAUUCACUCUACUCAUUUUACGCUGCCUGUUAUCUCUCUACAUAGGUAAAACAGCAUUACAGAUUAAGCGCGACAAUGCAUGAGUGGGUCGUGUAGCGCAUGCAUUAAUUGCGUUAAAUAUUUUAACGUGAUACAUUUUUCAAAAAAUUAAUUACCGCCGUUAGUAGGAUAAAUUUGAUAACCCUACCUUAAGCCUAAACUAAAGACUCUGGAAGAGUGAAACACAUUAUGUCUGUAACAUUAAAUACAAUUAGAAAACGAUUGAAUUAAAAAAAAAAAAAACUUAAAAAAAGGCAUGGCCGAUACUUUUUUGCCGAUUUCGAUACUUUGAAAAUGACGUGAUCGGGACAUCUCUACUUUUAACCAAUAAUCUAGACUGUUUUCUGUUCAUAUCUAUAGAAAUUCCGGGUUUUUACGCAUUUAUUUACAAGAAUUUUCAACUUUAAAAAGCUCAUUGUUUGAGAAGGGUCUGACUGCAGCCGGAGCCACGCUACAAACCACUCCUCAUCCAAAUUACGACCCUCCAAACCACGCCUGCUGUUGGUACGUCGGCGCGAAGGUUUAGUUUAUUGUACUAUGUGAAUUUUAAAGGGAUUUUAGGACAAUAGGCCCUAGCCCAACUCUUUACCCUAAACUUAACUAGACAGAGAGGUAUUGCGGAUAUCGCGAUAACCAUUUUGUAACUUUUGCUAUGUUUGGAAGUCAUUUAAUGUAGUGAAUCAACCGUUAGAGUUGUUAAAAUUGCUCCCGUUUGGCAUUAUUUCCCUCCUGUCUACUUUCGACAUGUUUUCACAUGUUUUAAAACUGUUUCAUCAUUAAUGAUAGAUUCAAGUCGAGAUUUUGCCAAUUUAGGAAUAUUUUGUUACUUAGGUUCAGUGUUGUUAAAAACGACGUUAGAAUAUGAUGGCGUUACUAACGGCGUUAUUUUCUUCAGUAGUGAGUAAUCUAAUUAAUUACUUUUCUCAUCUUGGCAACGCCGUUAUCGUUACUGAGACGGGAAAGGCGUGCGUUACUAUGCGUUACUAUGUUGGUUGACUGACGCGAGAGCGGCUGUCGGCUGCAGUCAGGUAUUAUUGCUUUGUUUUGUGAUGGCCGCCAUGUUGGAUUUUGUAUCCAUACAAAAUAGCGUGACUUUACAUUGAAAUAAUCUGUUAUUUUUUCGGCCAACUGCACAUUUUUCGGCAAAAAAAACCUUGUAAUUUAGACAUUUCUGCGUCCAUACAAAAAACAUUCGGCUUUUAUGUGUUUUAUUUGAUGUAACAUUUCAAUCUAAAACCGACGAGGGCCAGAAAGCCGGCAAGACGUGCUGGAAUUCAACCAAGUUUUGAUUGUAUAGAAAAAUGCAAAAUUAGCUUUUGUUGAGUAAAAUUAAGAUGAUUAUGCAUGCUUUCUUUAAGUAUUAAAUUUCUGAUGUGAAAAUUGAGCUGAUUUAUUAGUUGUUGAAAAAUUCUAAGUCGCUAUUUCGGGCAAAAACGUAUAUGAUAUGUUAAAUAUUGCUAGUGAUCCUGAAACUAUAAGUGAUUUUCUCUGCCUCCGGUGAUUUUUGUGCAUCUAGUGUAAAAUCUGAGAAUUUUAAAGCCAUUUUAAAAUUUUGUAAUAUGAAAAAUAAUGAAUCGGGAUUUUAUUAGGGAACAACUGAAGUUUUUCAUACUGCUGUUAAUGGAGACUCAUACGCUUAAGGGAGGUGCCCGUUUUGGUUUUAGGUCGCUUGCGGCUUUGGUUUUGAAAAUAUUUAAAUUUGAAGUUUUUUUAAAUAGGCCCUCUACGGACCGUUUCCCGUCAACUGAUAGUGAAGUCUAUGGUCAAGGCUUAGGACAACUUAGAAUAUCCUUGGGAUGUUUCCUAAAACAGGAUCUGUUAUAAAUAGACUUAACUCCGAAAGACGUUUGCGCAAGCUAGCCAACGUCUACGCUGAAGGUUGCAAACUUCAGAUUGCCAAAAAUUUGAUGCCGAACGACCUGAAGUUGGUGAGACUUUCGAAUCUUUUGCAGCACGGUAGUAGUUGAAAAUCACUGAAAGACGCAAUUCAGAGCCUCUUUGCAUGACUGGAAAAUUGCGCACAACUAAAGGCAUAAUGUUAGAUUUUAUUCUCUUGUCCCUUACACACGACGCAUCAGCCUUUGAUUUUUAGAUUAUAUUCAUUCAAAAUUAUCCAGUUGACUCCAUAAUUCUGCUGCUCGCCUCCUAACUGGAACACAUAAUAGGGAGCACAUACUUUUAACUCUGAUACGAGCCAAAACGUGGCUGACCAAACUCAGUGACAUAAAUUCACAAAUAUAACCCCUGGCAAAAAGUAUGGAAUCACCAGUCUCGGACGAGCACUCACUCAAACAUUUUAUCAUGUAGAGCAAACUAGCUUGAAAAAAAUAAUUUCAAAAGUGCAACUCUUUAGCAUUCAGAAACACACACCUUGUCAAGAGUCAAGAAUCUGUACUGUACAAGGUGUCAAGAGUCAAGAAUCUGCAUUGGACAAGGUGACGAUUCUGGAACUUUUGCUUGGUGCUGUUCCAGUGAGAUUUACAACGAUGACUGACUGAAGGAAACAUCAAAAUUCCCUCAGUCCUUGAUGAUAUGAGGCUGCAUGUCAGGCAAAGGCACCUGGGAGAUGGCUGUGGUUAAAUCUUCAAAAAAUUUACACGUUUACAUUGAAAUUUUAGACAGCUUUCUUAUCCCUUCAAUUGAAAAUAUGUUUGUCGUUUUCCAAGAUGACAAUGCAACAUGCUACAGAGCUAAAACUGUUAAACUUUUCUUGCAAAGAACCCAGAUCUCAACCCUAUUGAAAACCUGUGGUGGAAAUUGAAAAAAAUGGUCCACAGCAAGGCUCCGACCUGCAAGGAUGAUCUGGCAACUGCAAUCAAAGAGAGUUGGUGCCAAAUUGAUGAAGAAUACUCAUCAAGUCCAUGCCUCAGAGACUGCAAGACAUAAAAGCCAGAGGUGGUGCUACUAAAUUGAGAUGUGUUUUGAUUGUUAUUUCUUUGUUCAUUUCUAAUUAUUCCAUAUUUUUUUCCUCAGAAUGGAGUGAUUCCAUAUAAACUCACUGGCUACUUUAUUAGGUACACCAUGCUAGUAACGGGUUG